Phaethon lepturus (White-tailed tropicbird) is the source of this 583-nucleotide messenger RNA. It is a transcript of the gene CD8B, whose product is annotated as CD8b molecule. Lineage: Eukaryota; Metazoa; Chordata; Aves; Phaethontiformes; Phaethontidae. The record is from RefSeq and is a predicted model, not a curated record. The annotation marks the transcript as partial. Gene Ontology annotation, cellular component: cell surface. Gene Ontology annotation, biological process: regulation of immune response. Gene Ontology annotation, molecular function: coreceptor activity; MHC class I protein binding. The transcript is spliced from 4 exons.
AUGGCCCGGCCAUGGCUCCAUCUCUGCAUCUGCCUCCAGAUCCCAGGUUUCUGUACAAAUCUACUUUUAACCCAGACUCCAGAGCAUAUUUUAGCCCAAACUAACAACAAAACAGAAAUCCUCUGUGAGCCGAAGAUGGAUCACGCUGGGCUGUACUGGUACCGCUGGAGCCAGGAGAGGCAAAAUUUUGAGUUCUUGAUAUUUUCCAGCCCAUUGGGCAAAGCCACGUACGGUGCAAACAUCAGGCAGGACAAGUUCAGUGUCCAUGCAGGCAGUUCCCGCACCUCCUACAGCCUGCACAUCAGCCACCUCCACGCCUCGGACAACGGCACCUAUUACUGCUCCGUCUCCCAGUCCUCCCAGCUCCUCCUGGGCAGCGGGACACGGCUCAGUGUGGUUGAUGUUUUGCCUCUGCCUCCAAAGACCACUCAGGCACCGCUCUCCAAAAAGCCCGUGCGGUGCGUAACCAAAAGCAAAGCUGCCAGCAAGAAAGGUGUCUGCAGCCCCCUGGUCUGGGUGCCCCUGGCCACCAGCAUCCUGGUCCUCCUGCUGAGCCUGGUCCCCACCGCCUACCGCCUUCACC